GAGUGAGAGAGAGAGAGACAGAGAGAGAGGGAGUGAGUGAGUGAGAGAGAGGCACAGGCACAGAGAGGGAGGUUCAUUUCUCCGUCUACAUACAAUCUGCUGCACCACGAGAGAAAAGGGAGGGAGCACACGGCCUUUUUUUGUGUGUCGGUGGUCUGGCUAGUAGCUGUGUGUCUGUAGUGUUGUUGGUGUAAACCUCAGUUUUUGUAGAAAACUGGACAUUUACAUAGUUCGCCAUGUCCGAGAAGAUUGAAGGAACAAGGUCUGCAGUCGGGGAGGCAACCCACGAGGAACAGCAGGAGAUGGAUGACACGGUCCUCAGCCCGGAGAAGGCAGAGGAGGUGAAACUCAAGGCCAGGUUCCCUCAUCUUGGAGCCAAGCCUGGGGGCUCUGACCUGCUCCGGAAACGGAUUCAGAAAGGGCAAAAGUUCUUUGACUCUGGGGACUACAACAUGGCCAAGGCUAAGGUGAAGAACAAGCAGCAGCUCCCUGCAGUGACGCCGGCUGAGAAGGCAGAGAUAACAGGGGACCACAUCCCCACACUCCAGGACAUCCCCCAGAGGAAGCCCUCCAUCGUGGCCAGCAAACUGGCUGGCUGAGGGGCUGAUGGAAACAGGGAAGCUUUGUUCUGGUGUUACCAUUCCAUCGCUCUCUCUCUCUCUCUCUCUCCUCUCGCUCUCAUGCCGGUCCCAAUUCAAUCCCUACUUCCUUUACCUCUUGGCCCUAACCCUUCAAUGUUUGAUAUAUCUUGCUGUGGCUUCCACCACAGUACCUACACCUUACAGAUUUGCAAACAUUGAAUGGUUAGGGUCAGAGGGAACAGGCAGAGAGGUAAUUCAGAUCAGUGCAUUCUCUCUCUCUCUCUCUCCCUCCAUCUCUCUCCCUCUCUCUCUCCCUCCAUCUCUCUUCUUUCCUAGACAGCUGUCUUCUGCCCCCCAAUUAUUUUUCCUUACCAUCACCACCAUCUCUAUAUGAAUUCUGAAAAAUAAUAUUUUUGAGAAUCAAUCAGAAUGACUCGUGAGAAAUAUUGCUGCCAGAGGAUGACUGUCUUCGGAUACCGACUGAAAAAAUUGGUUUAAAAGGGACACAUUUUUUGCAAAGUCUACUACAAUGUGGCCUGUAUCUACUGUAGUGACUCAUGUAAACUGUACAUAGCCUAUCACCAUGAAUGGGAGAGGCCAGGUCAAUAUCUUAGACAUGUUUUACCUUCUAUGGCUUCCAUUGACAUUUUAAAUUGUGAGGUAAUAUUCUAGAACCAACCGAUGAGAAUUCUUGAUCACUCUUAGAAUCCUGUUCUGGUUCCAGAUCUAUUUCUGUUUGUCUGGACAGCUUCUUGACCUUACAGUCAUUGUGUAGACAACACAAACCGGUCUGGUACCAUCAGUCUUAAUGCCCUCCUCCACUGUCCAAAAGCUAUGUUGUUUGUUUUGAUGCAUUGAUUGAAAAUAGCCCGUAUCGCACAGUAGCUGUCAUGUAUAUUAUGAAUCUCAUCUAAACCUCUUAAAUGGCCUUUAACAGUUUAUGAGCCGCUGCUUGGGCAAUAUUUGCUCACUCACUCCAGUGAGAGAAUCUCUGCUUGUCUGAUAUGGAUCCCUAUAUAGUGCACUCCCUGUGAGGCUCUGGUCAAAUGUAGUGGACUAGGGGUUAGGAUGCCAUUUCUGAUGACAUAGCCUCUGUGAAUCUAGCCUAGGAAUGCCUGCCUGCCUCUAUAUCUGAGACUCAGGUCAUUUAGGUUUAGUAGUCGAGCAACUCGCUUUAAAUGAAGUGUCGGUGUGAACGGUGUGCAUGUGCAUCGACUGUGUGCCGUCACGUUGUGCCAUUUGUAAAUAAAAUAGUUUUGCACAAUAGCUUCGUUUUUGACCUUUUGUUCUCUUGGUUGAUGUUUUACUUGUUUUCUGCUUUCACAGUAGCUAUUAUAAUACAGCUGUAAUGUCCACGUUGACCAACACUGGUUCUGUAGCCUGGGUGCUGGUCUGUAGCCUGGGUGCUGGUCUGUAGCCUGGGUGCUGGUCUGUAGCCUGGGUGACGGUCUGUAGCCUGGGUGCUGGUCUGUAGCCUGGGUGACGGUCUGUAGCCUGGGUGCUGGUCUGUAGCCUGGGUGCUGGUCUGUAGCCUGGGUGCUGGUCUGUAGCCUGGGUGCUGGUCUGUUG
This is a messenger RNA of Oncorhynchus gorbuscha (pink salmon), 2150 nucleotides long. RefSeq names its product cAMP-regulated phosphoprotein 19-like. Gene Ontology annotation, molecular function: protein phosphatase inhibitor activity. The transcript has 3 exons. The coding region runs from base 237 to 599 and encodes 120 amino acids. NCBI's taxonomy places the organism in Eukaryota, Metazoa, Chordata, Actinopteri, Salmoniformes, Salmonidae. Gene Ontology annotation, cellular component: cytoplasm. The record is from RefSeq and is a predicted model, not a curated record.